ACACUAUUCGCGUUUACCAGUCAAGAUGAUCAACUACUAUUUUUCUUUAUUGAACCUCUCUUGCCUACGGUACGAAACUGUUCGAUAUUACUAUGUACAUUGUUGUUUAGCAUAUCUAUGUACUUUUUAUAUCAUUUUUGUAUUAUUGUGUAUCAUUCUAAACCGCUUUUCAUGGCUUGUGAAAGUGCUAUGUUCUUUUGGUUGGUUUACAUUAUUCGCAUAUUUCUUAUCAAUUUUGCAGAGCUAGGGAUCAUCGAGAACAGAGUCAAUAGCUUCGCUCCCGAGUAUGACUUUGAAGUGAUAUGGCCGAUAAUGAAGAUCAAAGCGCUCUACAGCCACCUGAUUAUCCAGUCUCCCCUCCUCCAACGUUUGCCCAAGCUACCCAAGCCACUUCAGCUUUUAUCCAUCCAGCAGUUAUACAUAAGUCUCCACUCGACAGAUCAUUUUCCGUGCCAUGUAAAUCACAAUCAAACGACAGAACUUGCCCACCAAAUCCUGCUAACGUUCAACUGACCGUUGAUGAGAUGGAAGAGACCUGUGACUUUCCAAAUCGUCACGUUCCAUCAAUUGACGAGGCCGUAACCCCACCAGUGACUCCAAGUAGACCUACUUUAGGUUCGAUUUUUAAAGGUAGAAGGUUACCUAGUCUAAAACUGAAAAGAAAUCGAAUGGGAUCUAUUCGAUCACACAAAGGUUCUGAACCACCCUCACCUGUGACUUCAACACAUGGGCCUACAAUAACCGUAACUGGUGGAUCAGAUGAAGAGGCUACAUCGAUGAUUAGCGACUAUUUGUCACCCGAUAAAUUCAAUUACAAACGUGAGGCGAAAUGCCAUUUUAUAGGCGAUGAUGUUAGCUUAUACGGUACUCCAAAGGAAGAAUAUUCACCGGUGAAUUUAGGCAAAGAGACGGUAAAUAAGUCGUCUGCUUCCUCCUUUCUCAAGGAUCAAAUCAUUUCAUUCUUUCAACCGUCCGAUAAUAAGUUGGCUAUGAAAUUGUUUGGAAACAAGAAUGCAUUAUUAAAAGAAAAGAUGAGACAAAAAGCAGCAGGAAACUGGGUAAUUCAUCCUUGUUCGAAUUUCAGGUUAGAUUGCUUUGCAGACGAUCUCGUAACUAUAGGUGACAUUUGA
Dimorphilus gyrociliatus is the source of this 1130-nucleotide messenger RNA. The record is from the annotation of a GenBank genome assembly. Lineage: Eukaryota; Metazoa; Annelida; Polychaeta; Dinophilidae.